Messenger RNA from Capsella rubella, 2047 nucleotides. RefSeq lists its product as uncharacterized. Lineage: Eukaryota; Viridiplantae; Streptophyta; Magnoliopsida; Brassicales; Brassicaceae. Bases 112 to 1863 code for a protein of 583 amino acids. The transcript has 3 exons. The record is from RefSeq and is a predicted model, not a curated record.
CACAAUUCUCUCCGACGUCGGCUUCUUAAACAGAGGAUUUGGAGGGGUUUUAGGACUGACCCUGAUCGAGUUGACAUCAUAUUGGAGGAGCCACUUAAGGGUAAAACUGUGAUGGAAAAGUCUGUUCCUCAGACAUUCUCUUCUGCCGCAAACACUGGUGAGAAGAGAAAGAGGGAAGGAUUGGUGAGAAGAGAAGGAGAAAGUCGAAACAGCAGCGAUCAUGAAGACGUUAUUAUAGUUGGUGACACUACAGCUAUAAAAGAUCUUGGUUUUGGUGGAGGAGAGCAGUCUCAGAGGUCUGUGUUUAGCAAGCGACAGGCUUUUGAUCUACAAAGCAACAUGGAUGGUAACAGGUCUUUGGAGAAGGAAGAAGCAGGAGAAGAACCUGAACGAGCAAAACAGGUUUUAAGUUUUAAUGACUUUGAUAAGCUGAGGGAAGAAAGCAAUUUUACAGUUGGUCAGAUCUGGGCUCUUUAUGAUACAGUGGAUGGGAUGCCUAGAUUGUAUGCUCAGAUCAGAAAAGUUUCGGUUCCUGGUUUUGAUGUUAGUGUCACAUGGCUUGAGCCUGAUCCAUAUGAUGAGGAACCAAUACAGAGGUAUGAAAAAGACUUGCCUGUUUCUGUUGGUAGGUUUAAACUUGGGAAAUAUGAGACUAUAAAAGAUCACACAAGGUUCUCUCACGUGGUUCAUUGCAAUGAAGGAAAUGGCGCAGGUAAUUUCAAUGUAUACCCAAGAAAAGGAGAGACAUGGGCUUUCUUUAAGGGUCAGUGCAAGACUCCUUACAACUACCGGGACAUAAACUGGUUAGCUGAUCCCAGUUCUUCCAAUAAAUAUCAGUAUGCAUUUGCCGAAAUUGUGUCAGAGUCUACUGACCUAAGUGAACCAUCUACUGGAUUCCUUCAUAAAGCAAAAGGCUUUUUAAGCUUGUUCUGUCGCUUUACCAAGGACAUUGUUCCGACUUACAUUUGUCGUCACUAUGAAUAUCAAUUCUCUCACUGUGUUCCAUCAUUUAAGACGACUGGAAAAGAAGCAGAAGGUGUGCCUCAAGGUGCUUAUGAGCUGGAUCCCGCUGCUUUACCAGCAAAUAUCAAAGAGAUAGACGUCCCUUUGCAUCUACUACCAGAGCCUACAGACUCAACCUCCGAGAAUAGUACACAUUCGCAAAGCGUGCACUUUGCUAGUAAGGGAAGGACAUUUCAAACUGGCCAAAUCUGGUCAUUUUGCAGUGGUGAGGAUAACUUGCCCCGGUACUAUGGCAAGAUUCAGAAAAUCACAUUUAUCCAGGCAUUUGAGCAGGAUCCGGUAGUUAAAUUGCAUGUUGGUCGGCUGAAAGCUAUUUCAAUCAAAGGCAACCUCCAGUGGAUUGACAAGAGCAUGCCCAUCGGCUGUGGGAACUUCCGAGCAACAAAAUCUCUCGAAAUAUUCACCGAUCUUGAUGUAUUUUCACGUCAGAUAAGUCCAGACUCAUCCGGGGAUGGAAAUAAUUACAGUAUCAUGCCAAAGAGUGGUGAUAUCUGGGCUAUCUACAGAAACUGGAGUACUGACAUUGAGGUCUCUGAUCUUCAAUCCCAGACUUAUGAUCUUGUUGAAGUUCUUGAUGACAAAGAUGAAUACAAGGUUUUGCUGUUGGCACCUGAUGGUGGCUUUAAGUUAGCUGACCGUGCAGGUUCUAGUUCAGUAUAUUUGGCUGCUACAGAACACUGGAUUGAUGGCGUCGAUGUGAGAUUCACAAUCCUGAAAUCCGAACUGCUCAGAUUCUCGCAUCAAGUUCCUACUUUGAAAGUAACAAAAGAGAUACAUGGAGCUAUGCAAGAGGUGUAUGAACCUAAUAUCGAGACACUGCCUGUUAAUUUGAUUUUAUGACUCAGGAGCUGAAACAACACAGUGGGAUCGAAAGAUUAAUCUUUUGUUUACUUUUUGCGUUUUUUUGGUCCAAAGGGUUUUAGAUUAUGAUGCAAAAUCCACUAAGAGUUCUUCAUGGUUUACUAUUCCCUUGAUCCAUUGUAAGUUCUCCAUAUAUGAAAUAGCUGUAUUUGCAGUUUGGUCA